AUGAAACCGGGAAUCAUACCGUAUCAGGAUGGUGAUAUUGUUACUAAUGGACAAGAGAGUGGGCUUUCACCCCGUCCCGCUUUUCCCCAGUAUCAAUUGACCCAUGGAAGUUUUUACAAACCUCACGAUAUACCGUUAAACAAGAGGCAUUUUAUAUACAGCCCUUGUGCACCACGUCUAGAUUUUACAGAAAUGGGGUACUGUUUAACAGAGUAUCCUUUUGAACGCGCUGGUUUUAGUUUGAUGGACCGAUCCGCAGGAAUCAGCUUAAAGGAUAAAGACAACUCAAUUAUCGGCGUGGAAAAAUCAGUAGGAUGGAGAACUGGUAGAUCUGAUGUUUGUAUCAAGGAGGGAAUCAGUUAUUGGGAAGUGGAGAUAAUUAAAGGUGGCUCAAUAAUGGGGACUGAUAAUGAUCCAAGAAGAAAAAAAGAUAUGAUAGAUUCGAGUCCACACCUUCGGUUUGGAAUAUCCCGAAGAGAAGCCAGUCUGGAGGCACCCGUCGGCUUCGAUUCUUACAGCUACGGAAUCAGAGACCAAUACUUGGAGUCAAUUUCAGAAGGAAAGUUAUCUCAAGUCUUAGAAAAAAGAGAAGGUAUGCAAGCAGGGGAUAUUAUAAGUUUUGUUUUGAAACUACCUGAUUAUGAUGCACAAGUAGAACAAGCUCAGGAGUACGCUCUGAGGCGCAAAGAAGCAUUAAAGAACGCCAUUGAUUCAUCAGGUAAGACCAUGCGUACAGAUGAUAACGCGGGGGCUGGUACAAUAAAGAAAAAAAGCAAAACGGUCAAACAGGCAACCAAUGAGGAUUUUCAGCUGGCAUUAUUAGAAGAUAUAACUUACAAUGAUAUAAUCCGUGAUCAUAUCCCUAUCAGGUAUAGGAAUCAGCUCUUUUUUGAAGCUACGGAUUACAUCAAGACUACCAAACCUGAAUAUUACUCCUCAGAUAAAAGAGAAAGACAGGAUUAUUAUACUCUAAAAGACUCUUAUCUUGCCGUUUAUUUGAAUGGCGAGUUUCUAGGCAAGGCCUUCGAAAAUCUAAAUCCGUUUUUACCACCCUUCAGCGAACUGCAAUAUAAUGAGAAAUUUUACUACGGCUACUGGAAAAAUUAUAACGGUCAACAUGUCAAUGGGUUAAUCAACCCUUAUAAGAAUGUGGAUUCUGAGUCAGAACAAAGAUUGAUAUUAAGGAAUAAAUAUGUCAAUAAUAAUAGACUAGGAUACUACCCAACAAUAAGUUGUUUUAACGACGGGGAGGUUAAAAUUAUAACAGAACAAAGGCAGAUGAAGUAUCUGGAUACAGUAAAGUCUUCUGAACUGUUAGCGGAUAAACAAAUUAAAACGUUGGAUGUUUUAUACAAGGAGCAGAUUGCGGACGAUAUCGUCUGGGAUAUUAUCGACGAAGUUGAAGAGGAAGGUAAAAAAUUGACAAACACAAAUCCUCCCAUCGCUGCGCCAAUCGACACGGUACUUGUGCCUGAAGGAUCAGGACCAUAA
Messenger RNA from Huiozyma naganishii CBS 8797, 1491 nucleotides. It is a transcript of the gene BRE2, whose product is annotated as Bre2p. Gene Ontology annotation, cellular component: Set1C/COMPASS complex. The coding region runs from base 1 to 1491 and encodes 496 amino acids. Gene Ontology annotation, molecular function: protein binding; transcription cis-regulatory region binding. The transcript has a single exon. NCBI's taxonomy places the organism in Eukaryota, Fungi, Ascomycota, Saccharomycetes, Saccharomycetales, Saccharomycetaceae. The record is from RefSeq and is a predicted model, not a curated record.